Molecule: messenger RNA, 1276 nt
Organism: Notolabrus celidotus (New Zealand spotty)
Lineage: Eukaryota; Metazoa; Chordata; Actinopteri; Labriformes; Labridae
Product: PI-PLC X domain-containing protein 1-like
Exons: 7
Coding region: 173-1129 (318 amino acids)
Biological process (GO): lipid metabolic process
Molecular function (GO): phosphoric diester hydrolase activity
Source: RefSeq, a predicted model, not a curated record
UCUGAAUACAACCCGCCUUUAAAAAAAACCGUAGAAGAAGAAGAACCCGGAAGUCUUUGUAAACAUUGGAUGUAUGUUCAAAAUCGAAAAUGAAAAUGAGCCUUGUUAUGUAAAUAAGAUGGGGAAAACAGACUGGAAGCUAAGACAAACUGGUUAAUAGUUGAACAGGGACAUGGAAGAGGGACAGGGGCUACAGCCAGGAAGAAACCCGGACUGGAUGUCUCUCCUGCCCGAGGAGCUGCUGGACGUCCCGCUGUGGAACCUGGCUCUACCCGGAAGUCAUGACAGCAUGUCUUUCUGUCUGGAUCUCUCCUCACCUGUCCUAAAAUCAGAGCCCCACCUCCUCAGAGUGAUUGACAGGCUGGUUCCCUGCUGGACUAGACCCUGUGUAUCUCGCUGGGCCACCACACAGCAGGCCGUCCUCACAGAUCAGUGUGAUCUUGGGAUUCGCUUCUUCGACCUGCGGAUCGCCAGGAAGCCAGGUGGAGGAGACAAGUUGUUCUUCGCUCAUGGCAUCUACACAAUCAUGACUGUGAAGGAGGCUCUGGAGGAACUUGCUACCUGGUUGGACGCUCAUCCUAAAGAGAUUGUGAUCAUAUCUUGCUCCCACUUUGAAUCCCUGACAGAUGAAGAUCAUGUAAACCUUGUGGAGUUCAUCAUCUCACUGUUUGGAAACAAACUCUGCCCCCCAAAGGACACUCCCACUCUGCGUUCCUGUUGGUCCAGAGGUCAGCAGGUAGUGGUUUCCUACGGGGAUGAGCUGGUGUUGCUGCAGCAUCCUGAGCUGUGGCCUGGAGUUCCUUACUGGUAUGCCGACAGCCCAGACCCGAAGAAGGUGAUUGCCUACCUGGAGGACCAGAAGAGCAAAGGUCGACCAGCUGGUUUUUACGUCAGCGGUCUGAACCUGACAGAAGAUGCUCCCUACGUCCUCCUCCACCCCCUCCAGAGCAUGAGGAAGAUGACAAUGAGGGCUCUCUCUCUGCUGCUGGACUGGGCGAGCAAGCAGCGACCAGGUGGGCAGAAGGUGGACGGAGUCAACAUCCUCUGCUGCGACUUUGUGGGCGUCCGUUCGUUCUGCUCGCUUGUGAUCGACCUGAACUACAAACUGCUCGAUGGUCGUCCUGUGUAAAGGUUACAUGCUCCAGAUCCGGUUUCUCCUUGUUACUCAUAAAAAGUGCCAAUGAAUGAUUAUAUCAUGUCCUUUUCAAUAUAUUCAGGGGAGUCUGUCUACAUUUUCCUUUCAGUCUUAAACAUUAAAACUUUUAAAACAUUUUGA